This is a messenger RNA of Gamsiella multidivaricata, 1524 nucleotides long. RefSeq lists its product as uncharacterized. Lineage: Eukaryota; Fungi; Mortierellomycota; Mortierellomycetes; Mortierellales; Mortierellaceae. Gene Ontology annotation, cellular component: cytoplasm. The record is from RefSeq and is a predicted model, not a curated record. Bases 1 to 1524 code for a protein of 507 amino acids. The transcript has 4 exons.
AUGGCUCCUUACACAUCAAACGACGCUCGGCGCGACUCACGCUGUGAUUUUUACUUUAGCCAAACCAUCUAUGUGCCCUCAGGAUGGUGGCAUAUGGUCCUGAACAUGGAUAAUACUGUAGCGGUGACUCAAAACUUUGCGGAUGAAACUAACUUCUCUCGAGUGAAGCAGGCCAUGCUCUCAGAUAAAACGGAGAUAUCUCAGUUUCGCCGGUGGGAGCUUCUUGCAGAGGCAUUACCUACUAAAUGGCCAGAACUGUCUUCAGCCGUGGAGGUUGCUCCGGAAGAGCUGCUCCAGGCUAAACUCGAGGCGGAAUCGUCCUGGCUUGAUCCUGCUUCGACUGAAGCGCAGGAUAAAUGGCAGGAACGAGUGCGGGAUGUCAUCUUUCGGUCCACAGGCGUAUCCGAUCCGGGGAACAUCAUUUCGAUUCAAGUAGGACAGAAUAUGUGUUUCUUGUCAGAUUCUGGGUUUGUAAAGUUCUUUACGCCGCUCCACGAUGGCCACGUCAGUUUCGUGUCUGAGAUCGAGUCGAACAAGGCCCUGCAGGAAGCUGUGUUGGAAAGACCCCAGGAUGAUAUCCUAUCAUUUCCAAAAAUGCUGGGACACGGAUAUUUGUUGGCUACUGACCAAGUCGCGGCCUCAGAAUGGCGCUGGCCCUAUAUCAUCACGGAGAAUAUGCAAUGUAUUCAUCCUGACUACAGAAUCUCCGAGGUGCCCCACGUAACAGCUCAUGAUUUUACGCCAAGGGAUAAGCAGGGGUACUACAGCCUGCUUGGCCCCAUUCUGAGAACUUUGCACUACAUGCAUACCCUUGAUAUGGACUUGCUCAAGAAACAAGACUAUAGUUCGAUGGAGGUGAUACCACGGGAGUCAAUCCAGUACACUGUACAUUGUCUGCGAUCGGCUGCUGUGAACCACGCUCGCUGGAGAGUCUUUCCGAAGCAGUUAUUACGAUUGCUACCCAGUUAUCUGCCGAAUGAUCCAAAGGACGUAUUCGAUCCGACAAAAGGGGACAGGGUAGCGACUUUGGUGCAUGGAGACAUUAACCCAGGGAACAUUAUGGGGCUUUUGGAUGUGAAUGUGCGACCUUUUGCUGACCCUUCCGUGAAUGUUCCGCAGUAUGACCUGCGCACUGAGUCAGUAGCAGCAUCGAAAGACUUUUAUAUUACGUUUAAGCCAACAUUGCUGCUCGAUUUUGGAGAUGCUGCCUUUUCGAGUGACCCGUUGAUUGACAUCGUCUCAGUCUUCGUCACCAUUCUCAACUGUCGACACGACUUGGGAAUGACACAGUGCCUGUUGGAUUACUGGAGGGCUUUGACAAAGGACACACGACCACAGAGCUGGAACUCAGCGUUGGCUAGACGAUGUAUGUGGCAUGUCUUGCUGUGGCCGUCUGUGGGUCUAAGCCUACAUCUCGUUCGAUGUAUCCCUGAGAUAGCGGAAAUGCUGACAUGGGAGGAGGUUGAGGACGCCGUCUUUGGUUGGUGGUCGCACCUUGAGCAAUUUACAGAGAAGUUGUCCUGA